ACCGCCCACUCCUGCCAGGACCCCGUCAGGAGACGCCACAGAGCCCGCCGGCCCUCCCUCUCCUCCAGCGCUGGGUUUUUCCAGCCGGAGCCCUGCUCCCUCUGCUGCGAUCUCUGGAAACUGGUGUCUGACGCGGCUGCUCCUGCAUCUUACUUAUUUAUUUCCUCUUCUCUUCCCACCGCCGCCUGAGACCCCCUGGUUGAGAGCUGCAGCUGGGGAAGGGAGGCAGAGAGGAUGGAGGGGAGGACCACCGCAGGGGCCAUGAGCACCAGGCCGGAGGCCCCGAGGGAGGAGGGAGACUCCGGGAGCGGGGGACGGGAGGCAGAGCUGCGGGGCCGAGCCCAGCUGAGCCAGCAGCGCCGGCUCAGACAGGCCACCCAGUUCCUGCACAAGGACUCGGCCGACCUGCUCCCCCUGGACAGCCUCAAGAGGCUCGGCACCUCCAAGGACUGGCAGCCACACAGUGUGAUCCAGAGACGCCUGGUGGAGGGGACCCAGAGUCAUGCUCAGGGGGAGUCUCCCCUGGUGCAGGCCCUGAUUCACGGCCAGGAGGGCAGGAGGAGGACCAGCAAGACAGAGAGGCCAGCUCUUCUGGUCAACUGCAAGUGCCAGGACCAGGUGCUUAGGGUGGCCGUGGACACUGGCACCGACUACAAUCAGAUCUCCGCGGGAUGCCUCAGCCGCCUGGGGUUAGGGAAGAGGGCCCUAAAAGCCCCAGGUGGGGACCUGGCCCCUGGGCCCCCAGCCCAGGUGGAGCAGCUGGAGCUACAGCUAGGCCAGGAGACUGUGGCAUGCUCCGCUCGGGUGGUGGAUGUGGAGAGUCCUGAACUCUGUCUUGGGCUGCAAACUCUGCUCGCUCUCAAGUGCUGCAUCGACCUGGAACGCGGAGUGCUGCGGCUGAGAGCCCCCUUCUCUGAGCUGCCUUUCCUGCCUCUGCACCCAGAGCCUGGCCAGUGACCGCUGCCCGGCUGGUCCCCAGGGGGAAGCUGCUUGCUUUAGGGGAAGAGCUGUCAGGGGGAUGGGGCAUCGCUAGAGCCAGGUAGCUGGGGACUACUGUGUCUGUCCCUUUUGUCACCACCCUGACCCCGCUGUCCCAUUGCCCUGCUGGCCACACUCCUGCUUCUCAGCGCCCACCCUACCCCCCAGGGAGGAGUGUCUCUAGAGACAGCCUGUGACCUCAGGGUUCGGGUUUCCGUUCAGUCUCACCCCCUCCCAAGAAGAGCAGAGCCAGAGCUGGUUCUGGGCUGGGCACUGGGCAGGGUAGGAGUGGCCUGAGUCCGCAGCUGCAGCCUGUGGCUGUCCCCUCCUGCCCCAUCCACCCGAACACCCUUGAGGCCUUCACCCCACGUGCUCACGCCACCUUCUGGGGCUGGUCGUCCCCACUGGACGCCCCUCACUGCCCGGGUCCCUGGCCCUGCUGGGGCCCCCUUUCUGAUCUGUGCACGGUGGCCCGCAGGCAAGUGGGACAGAAAGGGUCAGCGCACACGGCAGGGAGUCGGUGGAGGACUCAGGCCCAAAGGCCGAGGGCUUUCGCCAGCUGCCUUCUCUGUGGCCGCGCACACCUGGAGCGGUUGUCAUUUGAUCACCCUGCACAAACACUGGAUGUACCGUUAAGUUACGCCAGAUACUCAUCCUCCACCUGCUUCCUCAGCCGCUGGGCCCCUGCACUUUGGGGUGCAUGUGAAGAGCCGCCCCCCAGGGCUAACAGAAUGGUGGGAUCGUCAGUACCAAGACCCAACCUGACCUGUAUUCCUCUUUAUUUCUAGACGUUCCACCUCAUUAGACCCACCCCUUCCUUCUCUGUGGGCUCCUCAGCUUCAGCUGGUCUUCUCUGGCAUCCGUGGCUUUCUCCCCACCCCUCCACCCCCACCUUGAGCCCAGUAAACACACAAGGAGGCUCUGUGACCUUUACUGCAGGUGAAGAGAAGAGCCCAGACCUUAAGGGGCCAAGGCCCCGAGCAUUUCCGUCUGGCUGGUUCGAAUCUCUCUAAUCACAGAUUAGGGGGAGAUGGAGACAGUGGCGGAACUAACCUGGCUGGGGAACCAGGGCCCUCGGACCUGGAGUAGAUCAGAUCAGAGAAGAGCCAGGGUUGGCCCCGAGACACCGGGCCUUACCUUUCUCAGUGGAGUCCCUGUGCCCACGGGCAGGCGAGGGGCUCACUGGCACAGGGGUGAGAGCGCGUGGCCCCUCCCUGCCGGGCUGUGCCCUCUGCUCUCCUGGGUCUCACCCUGCUCCUCUCCCUUCUGCCUCUCGCUGCUUCUGCAGCUGCAGACCCCAGGCCCAGGGAAGCCUCGGCUCAGCGCUUCUCUGCUUCUCUAUUUGAAUAAACACCUGUUUCUCUAAGCCACUGUCCUCUGCUUCUCAGACACUGAACAAGGAGUCCGUCCUGACUCCCUUUCAGAAGGAAAUGUGACUGUGGACCUUCCCCUGGGCUGACCCAUCUGGCUCGGGGUCUGUAUAAUCAAGAGCAAUGCCUUCAAACUCCUCUAUAUUUAUUUUUGGGGGGAGAUAAUUAGUUUACUUACUUAAUAGAGGUGCUGAGGACUGGACCCAGGACCUCAUGCAUGCUAGGCACGUGCUCCGCCGAGUUCUACCCUCUCCUCAAGCUCCCCUAAACACAACUCUCAGCAGAAAGCAUCUUCUAAGUCACACUCAGUACACACGCGCACCAACAAGCAGAACGCAACAGUGCUUCCCCAUCCUGUGCGCAAUAUACUGAUGUUUUCUACCUUACUUCAGUCUGCCUCCCUGAUCCAAAAAAUGCCAACCGCCACCCACCAAAGGAUCCCAACCUACAGUCUGAAAACCACUGAUUCAGAGCACAGGGGUCAAAAGCAGAAGGGAUAUGAACGGCCCGAUUCUGACUGUGGCCUGCAUUACAAGCCGGCAUCAGGCUGUAAACGUCUCCUGUCUUAGAGACAAGGAUGAGUUUUGGGGGAAAUGGGAGCAAGGCCUGGGAAGCUACACGGUACUUGAAGAACACAGCAAAAAGAGGAAGUGCUGACCUGGUUUCCCAGGUGAAGAGAGGAAAAUCAUCUCAGGGUCGGUGGGAUGUGGUAAGACGACAUGGUAAAUUGUCCUGAGAGACCCCUCAGAAAGAAAACAAACGCAGACGUUCCCCGACCUAUGGUUUUUUUUUUUUUUUUUUUACUUUAUGAUGGAACAAAAGCAAUACGCACAAUGCAGUAGAAAGGGCACUAUGGGUUUUGAUCUUCCCCAGCUAGCGACACAAGGUCCGGUCCCCUCUCGUGAUGCUCAGCAGAGCGCACAGCCCCCAGGCAGCCCCUGACCGUGAGGGUGAACCACCUACACACUCGGAACCAUCCUGUACCCAGACAACCCUCUGUUUUCACUGUCAGUACAGUAUUCAAUAAAUUCCGUGAGGUACUCAACUCUUUAUUACAAAA
Molecule: messenger RNA, 3408 nt
Organism: Camelus dromedarius (Arabian camel)
Lineage: Eukaryota; Metazoa; Chordata; Mammalia; Artiodactyla; Camelidae
Gene: NRIP2
Product: nuclear receptor interacting protein 2
Exons: 6
Coding region: 235-957 (240 amino acids)
Source: RefSeq, a predicted model, not a curated record